GUCAAAACAAAAGUGGGAAAGAUGGCGACGCAGAGAGAGGAAGACGCGGCUGAAUAUCUAAAAAAACACAAUAUUAUCGAGCUGUUGGACAACCUGAGCUGCAUGCUCUUCUUCCACAGACCCGACAAGCCCAGAGAGUUUCUGAUCGAGCAGCUGGAGCAGCUGAAGAUUUCUCAGCAGACCGGAAUGAAAGGACCAAAUCUGUUCAACAACGCCAACCUGGACGCAGUGUUUGGCAUCCUGGACCCCACGAAUCAGAAACACAUUACUUUUGCCCAAUACAAACAGGCUCUGAUGACACUGGGCAUUAAAGACAUUAAUGAAUGUCCUGACGGGGCAAAUGAAGACAGGAUAUCCCAUGAAACCUUCAGAACCGAAGCGAUGCAAGGCCUACUGAGAUGCUCAGCAACAUAUGAACAACUGUGAACAUUUUUGUGAUUUUCCACUCAACGGAUGUGUUGUUUAUUCCACAAUAUACUGCUGAUGGAUUUUGGAUGUUUUCAUUAACACUUGGCCUUAUGUAAUGUGGAUCUGUGUUUUGAACAUUUAGCAUAUUUUGUAUUAUAUUUGUUAUUAAACUGCUAAUAUACUGAUUUGGGUUGUAUUUGUUCAAGUAUUCAUCAGCUUUUUAACACUAAAGUCAAAAGUUAUAUAUUCUUGUGGAGUUUCUCCUAUAAAUGGUUGGUUUUACUCUGAUAUUGCAAUAAUAAAAUACAUCUUUCCUAGUGUUUUGAAAUCAAACCACUGAUCAGAUUAC
Messenger RNA from Notothenia coriiceps (black rockcod), 757 nucleotides. It is a transcript of the gene efcab10, whose product is annotated as EF-hand calcium binding domain 10. Bases 22 to 426 code for a protein of 134 amino acids. Lineage: Eukaryota; Metazoa; Chordata; Actinopteri; Perciformes; Nototheniidae. The record is from RefSeq and is a predicted model, not a curated record. The transcript is spliced from 4 exons.